This is a messenger RNA of Clarias gariepinus (North African catfish), 2373 nucleotides long. RefSeq names its product CD4-1 molecule (gene cd4-1). The record is from RefSeq and is a predicted model, not a curated record. Lineage: Eukaryota; Metazoa; Chordata; Actinopteri; Siluriformes; Clariidae. Gene Ontology annotation, cellular component: membrane raft; external side of plasma membrane. Gene Ontology annotation, biological process: positive regulation of ERK1 and ERK2 cascade; T cell activation; interleukin-15-mediated signaling pathway. The coding region runs from base 329 to 1795 and encodes 488 amino acids. The transcript has 12 exons. Gene Ontology annotation, molecular function: protein tyrosine kinase binding; MHC class II protein binding.
AUGGUAAAGAAGGUGGCGAUGCUAGUGAAGCUAAACUAAGCUUAGUCCUCUACAGUAGUGAGGCAGACAUAUGACAGAUGACAACACUGUUUCCUGUCCCGUGUGUGUGUGUGUGUGCUAGUGUGUUAGAGAAUGUUAAUGUCAGUGUAACUCUGUGAGGCUCAGUAGAAGGAAUCGUCUUGUCUCAUCAACAUUGCCAAUCAGAUGUAAGGGAGGGGUCAACGCACCAUAUAAGACCGUUAAAGCUUGCACAGGAUCAGUUCUGGUGAGGACCUGAGAAAGGGAGCGACAAACAUCGGAUGAUCAAGUACUGAAACCCAGAGAGAAAAUGAGAUUUCUAUUGGGAUUAUUACUUUUGGUGGCUCCAUCUCCAUCAGCUGCAGAAAAAGAAGAAGAAAAGGUGGCUUUUGCACAGAUAGGAAACUCAGUCACUCUUCCCAGGACCAUUUGGGGGGCACAAGACAAAAUUCAUGUCAACUGGAACUUUAAGAAUGAAUUAUUGAUUAGUAGGAACCCGACAUCAUCUGGUACAAAAGCAGUGCCACAAAAGUGGCAAGGGCGACUCUCUCUUUCACCAGACUAUUCUCUCAUCAUUUUAAAUUUUAAUGAGACUGACUUUGGAAUGUUCCAGUGUGAGCAGCAUGAACUUUUAAGGCAAUUUAAAACCACAUAUAAACUCUAUGAAGUAAAAAUGUCUCAACAGAAACCACUGCUUGCUGGUUCCACUCUCAAUCUCUUCUGUGAAAUCGAAAAAGACGGAUUAAAGCAUGUGCGGUCCACUAAUUGGUUAGGGCCUGAUAAUGAACCUUAUAAUGGAAGGCCAAGUGGGAACACAAACAGUCUCAAGGUGACUAAUGCCUCUAGAAUUCACAGUGGAAAGUGGACUUGUGCAGUGAGCUAUGGUGAUGGCAUGGUGUUCAAUGCCAUGACUGAAGUCACCAUUGUAGAUCUCGCCCCCUCUCCAUCAGAUCCCAUCUACACCUCUGUUUCUGCCACUGAUUUCUCCAUACCUUGUUCUUUGUCCUCAAAAAUUCCCUGGUCUGUAGUAAAAGGCUUUGAGGUGAGUGAAGGUAGCUGGAACUUUACUCCAGUUGACGGUUCCUCGUCCAGACGCCUUCUCGAAUUACAUCCAGAUUCGCUUGCCUGGAAGGUCGUCAAUGACAUGGACAGCUCACUCAAGGGGACUGAGGUUAAAAAUCACGUGCUUGAUAUGAAGAUUUCCAAGGUGUCUAUAAAAGACAGGGGGACGUACACCUGCAGUCUGAAGUUUAAAUCAAUUACUCUCAGCAGAAGCGUGACGGUAGAGGUGCUGCAAGUUGCUUCAUCAGGAAGUAAAGUUGUAUAUGAAGGUGACCCAGUGAACUUGACGUGCAGUCUGGGUCAUUCCAUGAUCCCUGACUUGGAAGUAAAUUGGAUACCACCUUAUAGUUUAUCUUUGUCAAAUCACAGCUAUCCACAUACCACAGUUCUGUCAUUCCCUGAAUCAAAUGUGAAAAACAGUGGGCGAUGGACAUGUCAGCUCAAAAAGAAUGGCACAGUGCUUACAUCAGCUUCAGUCAGUAUAAAAAUUGUGAAAGCUCCAGUAAAUGUUUGGCUUGUUGUAGCUAUUGUUGGAGGUGUUCUGGUGUUUGUCUUACUUGCUGCAAUAACUGUCAUCAUCUUUCGUAGGCGCAGAAAGGUGAUGAAGUACACAAGGCGUAAGAGGAAAUUCUGCCGGUGUAAAAACAACUACGCUGUUUUGCCUGAAGUCGUCGUUAAAUUUCAUCCACAGCCCAAAGGGUUCUACAAGACCUGAACAUAGCCUACUCCUGAACAAAGUCAUCUGCUGACCUGAAAAAGCUUGAUUUCCACAAACAAAGGACACUGAGCUGGAGUUUAAAAUAAAUAAAUACAUGGACAAAAUAAAAAUAUAUAUGGUGGCAAUUUAAAUGUAAUGUUAUAAGUAUCAGCUACUAAAAAUACUGUAUAAAAACAAGUAGAGAAAUGUCAUGUAAAUGCACUUCCUUUACUGCUGUAAAUAGAUAAAAGUUUGCUCUAAGAUGUGCCUAAUGUACUAUGGUACUGAGACAGUACCUAAUUAUAGUAUGAUAAACAUUCAUUGAAUAUUAUACUAUCCUAUAAUCAAUAUUUUAUAUUUGAGACUAUAAAUAUCAUUUAUAGCUAGGCUUACGAACUUAUACUGUACAUGCAGCAUAUGUGCUUAGCUAAUGUUAUUAUUGAUUAUAUGAUUAUUUAGCUAAACUGAGAGCAGUCUGUACUGUAUAUGUAUUUGUGAGAAACUGUUUAGUAACAUAUUUUGUGUAAAUAACUUUUUAUUUUAUUAACAUUAAUUCAAUAUGUAUAAAAAUGAUCACUUUUAAUAAAUUUGGUGAA